Branchiostoma belcheri (Belcher's lancelet) is the source of this 1554-nucleotide messenger RNA. Its product is annotated as histone-lysine N-methyltransferase, H3 lysine-79 specific-like. Gene Ontology annotation, biological process: proteolysis. The record is from RefSeq and is a predicted model, not a curated record. The transcript has 2 exons. Bases 1 to 1554 code for a protein of 517 amino acids. Lineage: Eukaryota; Metazoa; Chordata; Leptocardii; Amphioxiformes; Branchiostomatidae. Gene Ontology annotation, molecular function: nucleic acid binding; aspartic-type endopeptidase activity; zinc ion binding.
AUGGGGCUAGAAGGAGAAGUACUGCAUAAGUUUGUGCAGCAGGCCCUGGAGAGAGACGAGAGAGUUAAGGAGAGGGAAGCACAGAGAGUAGAGGCAGCGAAAAGAGAGAAAGAGCUGGAGCUCGAGAGCCAGAAGCUAGAAGCCGAAGCCAAAAGACAGGAGAUUGAACUCGAGAAGAUGAGAGUUCAAGCCGCAGAGAGAGACAAGGAGAGACAAGAGAAAGAAAGAGAACGGCAGGGAGAGAUGGAGAAGAUGAAGUGGGAAGCAGAGGAAAGAGAGAAAGAGAAAGAACGGGAACGACAGAUGGAGAUGGAGAAGAUGAAGCAGGAGAAGGAGGCGGAACGGCGACACCAGCUGGAGAUGAGGCGGUACGGGCCAGAGAGAGGCGCACUAGAGGAAAUGGAGCGUGCGCGGGCGAAAACUCCCAAGCUUCCACCGUUCGUCGACGGGAAGGACGAAGUAGAUGCCUUCCUACAGAGGUUUGAAAGAUUUGCCAGCUCCGACGGCUGGAGGGAGGAGGUCUGGGCCUCCAACCUAAGCGCGCUGUUAACUGGGAAGGCACUUGAAGUAUAUUCGAGGCUCAGUAACGAAGACGCCCAAGACUACGACAAAGUGAAGGUGGCAUUGUUGAAACGUUACAAUCUAACUGAGGAUGGCUUCCGCAACAAGUUCCGACAGAACAAGCCGGACAAAGGAGAAAGUCCAGAGCAGUUCCUGGUACGCCUGACCAGUUACCUGGACCGGUGGGUGGAGUUAUCCAAGACGACGAAGGAUUACGAGUCGCUUCGUGAUUUGUUUGUAAAAGAGCAGUUUAUGGAAGCCUGCCCACCAGACCUGGCAAUACACCUCAGGGAGCGAAAUCCAGAUAGUCUGGUGGAGCUGGCAGAGGUGGCUCAACAUUACCUGACCGCCCACAAGAAGGAGCUUUCCAGCAGGGAGGAAGAAGAAAAGGGGAAAAAGACACCACAAAGCCGUGGUCGCUCACAACCUUGGACAGCGCGCGGGAAUGGUACCUGCUAUACAUGUGGUGACCCUGGCCAUUUCGCAAGGGACUGCCCUGUGACUAAAGAGGCACAACCAUCCGGGGCUAGAUCCUUCUUCACGGGCACGAGGACCCGGCAACAGACAACCUUCGUCAUCAGGGGCCAGGUAGAGGGAAGGACAGUACCACUGUUGCUGGACACUGGGAGCGCCCAGACCUUAGUCCGAGAAGACCUCGUGGACGCAAGGAAGCUCACCGAUGAUCAAGAUGGAAUCACCUGCGUCCAUGGGGACGAAAGAAAAUACCCCACCGCGCAGAUAGACAUCCGGAUUGGCCACCGAAGUUACCGGAUCAAGGCUAAGGUUACCCCAAACCUGCCGCGCCCUGCCAUUGUGGGACGAGAUGUCCCGCAUCUGGCUGAACUCGUACAACUGUGUGCGUCCGGGAAACUGACACAGGAAUCGUUCGUGACUACGAGGGCCCAAACGCGUAAGACAGCCCAGGAAGAUGCCGAACGACAGAGGACCAUGACGCAGUCUGGGGUCCAACCUCGACAGUUACCAGAGCGGUGA